AUGGCGUCCGACGAUGCAAACGUGCUCCAGCUUCGGUCGAGCGACAACGUGCUUGUCCCGAUCACGUACAAGGCGGCGCGGCAGUCGCAGAUCCUGUGCGACAUGCUGAACGACGUCGACGAGAACGGAUACACGGAGAUCCCGAUCUCAGAGGUCGACGGGGAGACGCUGAAGAUCAUCGUGGAGUGGUGCGCGGCGAAGGCCUUCCUGGUCGCCGCCGAGCUCACCCUGAUCGAGAACCUGAACCUGGCGCGCGCGCAGCUGCGCGAGGAACGGAACAAGGCGCGCGAGGAACGGCGGGCGGCCCGCGAAGCCGAGACGGGCGACCCCUCCGAACUGAGCGAGCCGGGCUCGGACGAGGAGCCGGUCUUGCCGCCGCCGAACGUCUACGUCAACCCGGGGGACUCGUUCUCGCCCGUCAUCGACGAGCACCCGUUCAUCGUGCCGACGUGGCCGGACAACUACCUCGAGAACAUGCCGCAGGAGCGCAUCUUCGCGCUCAUCACGGCCGCCAACUUCUUCGACAUCCACGACCUGUUCGAGGCCUGCGCCAAGGUCCUCGCCGCCCGCGCCCAGGCCAUGUCCAUCGACGAGAUGCGCGCGUACUUCGGCGUCCAGAACGACUUCACCGCCGAGGAGGAGGAGGACUUGAGGAAUAGCUACGGCUGGACUGGGAACCCAGUAUAG
Daldinia caldariorum is the source of this 687-nucleotide messenger RNA. Its product is annotated as Skp1-domain-containing protein. The record is from RefSeq and is a predicted model, not a curated record. Bases 1 to 687 code for a protein of 228 amino acids. Gene Ontology annotation, cellular component: nucleus; cytoplasm. Gene Ontology annotation, biological process: SCF-dependent proteasomal ubiquitin-dependent protein catabolic process. NCBI's taxonomy places the organism in Eukaryota, Fungi, Ascomycota, Sordariomycetes, Xylariales, Hypoxylaceae. The transcript has a single exon. Gene Ontology annotation, molecular function: cullin family protein binding.